UUCAAUAAUACAAUUGUUAAAUUUAUUUUUACCCAAACAAGAAAGAAAAAGAGGGAAUGUAAUUUAUUGAUAGUUAGUCAUGAUUGUUUACUCUUUAGAAGGAAAUAAAAGAAUGGAUAUAUCCAGAUUAAUUGAAGAUGCAGAGUUAAUUCUUCAAAUAAAGAAACAAGUUAGCAAAGCUUACAAUGAGAAUAAUAAGUUGCAGAAACAACGAGGACUGAUAUCAACACCUGUUCCAGUUUUUGUACAUCAUUUUGUUUUAAAGAAGCAAUUUAUUGUUAGUUAUGUACAAGCUUAUGAUGAUGCUGUGAACAAUGUUUACCUUGAUGGUCUAGAUUCAAUGUUGCAUCCAAAGUUGUUCACAAAUGGAGCAUUUAUAAUCAGCAAAUAUGGUGCUAGUCAGUUUAUAGAUGGAGAUGUUACUGCAACUGGGUUGAGUCCUUUAAAUAGCACAGCCAAUCUUAACGAAUCAUCUUCUGAAAAUACAACCCUCUACUCGACAACAGAAGUUCAAUUGCCAAUUAAAAAUGCUGAAAUUGUUAAAUGUGGGACAAUUUUUUCUACGCUUGACGUCCUUGCUGGUGGUAAGAAAGAAUUUCAUGGAGGACUUGGUUUAGUUAAGACAAUCUCUAUAAACUUAAGAAGACUUAAACCACUGUCUCCAGUUGAUUCAAGAUAUUUAAAUGCAGUGUACGUACAAUGCCUCAAACUAAGCACAGACGAUAUUGGGAUAUUUGUUCUACCUUGUCAAAAUACGAAACCUUUGAGCAUUACAGCAAUGCUUUGUUUUCAAGAGAUGAAGACAGACGAUAAGAUAGCAUUUCAUGUUUUAAAAAUCAGAAAUUUGAAUAAUGACAAGAGCAAAACAGUGUCUUCAUCAGAAGAAGCCUCAUAUGUUUCUACUUAUGACAUACUUGGAGACUUGAAACUAGAGUCACCUGAAGAAAUGGAAGAAGAAAACCAAGAAGAAAGCCCUGAAGAAACAUCAUUGACAGUUGACUUCCACUGGUCAGGAGGUGAGUGCCAAAUUCUUCACCAUCCUCCACAUUCUGCUAAAACUGUUUUGAAAUUGAAGGUUGUUGCUGGCGAGAAUCGGUCUGCUGCUCAUGAUGCUUUUGUUGAACUUACUGCGCUAGAUACAGUGUUUAACACAUCAUAUUCAAACAUUAUUGACUCAACAUCUUCGUUCUCUACUGAAAUUAUAAAUGCGAAGCUCUUAGUUUUCAAAGAGACAGUCUCUGAUUUUUCAUUUUAUGGAAACGUGGAAAAAAUGAAGCAGGUUGAAUCGGAGAAAACUGAUGAUUUGGAAACACCAAUGUCGCAAUUAAUACAAGAAAGUUUUCAGCGUAAUGACCAUGAUUUUACCGAUAAGUUAUGGUCAUUUUUACGUCAAACAGAGAAUAUGGAUGAGAUACGAGGACUUUUAGAUGAUAUACUAACAGAUAUUGUUCAUGGAUCUUUGCAGCCAGCAAUAAGUCCAACAAAUGAUACCAAAUUAGGCAAAUAUAUUCGACAGAUGUAUCUAGCAGAGACUGAAGAAGUCAAGUUACAUGUACGAGAAAAGCUAUUGGAGUUCCUCUCAAGUGAGACCUCCAUUCAAGCCUUAGUGAGUGAGAUUGGAUUUGAAAAGCUUCGUAAAGAUUAUUUUAACUUCUUCAUUAGUAAAGAAUUGGCAUCAGCUACAAACCUUAGAAAACUUUUUAAACAAAAGAGUGGACAAGUUGACAUGGAAGCCUUAUGGAAGCUUCACUACUGUUUGGAAAUUGUCAGUACACCGGCUAUCUAUCUUAACUUAGCACACGAUUGUCAAUCCACGUUAUUAAAAGGAGCUAUCGAAUACUACAGUGUAAAUGGUGUUGGACUUUCAAGUCCAACUUUUUGUUUAUCACUACUUCCUUUUCAUGACUCAUCUUCAUCAGUACACGAAACAUGCGAAGCACGACAAGCUGUUUCAUGGCAACAAGGUGUCAUCCGAACUAACAAGGCAAAUAUGAAAGAAACAACUCUGCUGCACGUGACAUGUAAGGACGUAUUGCCAGAGGAGGAGAACAUUGAUUUUAUUCCAACACAACAAGACCAAGUAAUACUUUCUGAAGAGGUUGUUGUUCUUCCUGUCAAGAAGAUUCCACUAAAAGUAAAUGGACAUUGAAUUUGACAUUUUUAAUAUGCCUUGUAGUAAGAUUUUGCAUGUGGAAACUUUUUGCAGGUUAUUGUCAAAUUAUUAUCUAUAUAUACACUCUUAAUUUAUUUACAGUCUGAACUUGAGGUCAUUUUAUCAACAGUUAAAAUUUACAUGUUUUCUCUUCUUGCAGUUUGCAAAAUGUAUUAUUUUUUUCUUUUUCAGUGUAUUCUUACAGUUAUCUUUUGUUUGGUAUGGUUAGUGAUAUCAUAUAUAUGUUAGUUUGUCAGUUAUGUUUUCAUGAAUUAAUUUUUAUAUAAUGUUAAGAAUAAUUUUUUCUUUUGGCUGUAACAUUUUUUGUUUUGUUUUUCUCUAAAUCGAGCAUCUUCCCUUGUGUUGAAUAAUAGUUAACUUAGAAACAAACUUUCCAUCGGUUGUCUUCAACCUUAAAAAACUAAGAAUCCAGAACAAAAACCAAAAUCCAUUUUUUGUUAUAAUUUGAGGAUUUGAUUUUAAUUGUUACAAUCUGUGAACAUCUGUUAUUUUCUGAUGACUUGCUAACUGUUAGGUAUUUAUAAAAGAAAAUAUUGCUUCGUUUAAUAUUCAAUA
Hydractinia symbiolongicarpus is the source of this 2728-nucleotide messenger RNA. RefSeq names its product protein zwilch homolog. Gene Ontology annotation, cellular component: RZZ complex. NCBI's taxonomy places the organism in Eukaryota, Metazoa, Cnidaria, Hydrozoa, Anthoathecata, Hydractiniidae. Gene Ontology annotation, biological process: mitotic spindle assembly checkpoint signaling; protein localization to kinetochore. The coding region runs from base 80 to 2149 and encodes 689 amino acids. The transcript is spliced from 2 exons. The record is from RefSeq and is a predicted model, not a curated record.